UCGUUCUCAUCUUCUAAGAUACAGUCCGAUUGUCUUAAUUCGCUAUCCGCGCUGCGAAAUCAACAUAUGAUGAAUAUCAAUAAAUACUCUUCUAUAUCGUAUUUGUUAGUCGAUGAAAGACCUAAUAAACGUUUUAAAAGAGGCCUCAUCGACUUAGGUGGUUCUUUGUUAAAAACUAUUUUUGGUACGCUUGAUUCUGAAGACGCAGUCAAGUUUUCUAAAGCCAUUGAAGAUGUUCAGACGGAUGAAAAACAUCUCGCUCAUCUAAUGAAAGAUAACAUUCAUGUAAUUAAAUCUACUAUUACUUCUUUCAAUAAUUCUAUAUCUAAAGUGGACGAAAAUGAGAAACAUCUCAUGAAAAAUAUGGAAACGAUCCACAAAAUCUUAGAUAAUUUAUCUAAUUCAAAUGAUAAAUUAGAAAUAAAAACUCAAAUGAGUUCUUUAUUAAAUUCAUUAGAAUCAAUAAUUUUAACGUUAUCUUUUGAUAUUGAUGAUAUUAAUAAUAGUAUUUUAUUUGCGAAACUAAACGUUUUGCAUCCGACUGUACUUAGUCCACAUCAGUUGUAUAACGAGUUAGAUAAACAUAGAAAUAAUCUGCCUAGCCAUUAUGAGCUCCCUGUGUCGUUAACAUUACAUAAUAUUCAUGAACUCAUUGAUAUUUCUAAACUUGCAUGCUUUUAUCAUUUAAAUAAAAUUAUUAUCGUAGUUAAGAUACCAUUAGUUAUACCACAAGUAUAUAAUUUAUAUAAUAUAAUUCCCUUACCUGUACCGUAUGAUAUAACGAAGCCAGAUACUUAUGCGCUCAUCUCUCCGUCAAGUUCAUAUUUAGCGAUAACAGCUGAUCGUAUGUUUUACUCACCCAUUCAAGACUUGAACCAGUGCAAGGUCAUAAGUGAAAAGUGCUAUAUAUGUGUUUUAGUGAAUGUGUACUCGGUUAUCGCGAAUCCAACGUGUGAAACGACUCUAUUGAGUGACGUAGUAAAUAAGCUUCCUGACUUUUGUCAAAUACAUUUAAUUCGUGGUUCUAUAGAUGUAUUUCAUAAGAUAAGUUUUAACAGAUGGAUAUUCGUACAAUCAGAGCCAGGUAAAUGUCAUAUCACAUGUAAUAACAAUAUAGAUAAUACAGAUAUAAUAUUAUUUGGUACUGGCAUCUUGACAUUGCCGAAAAAUUGUAAGGCAUUCUAUAAAACCCUACAAUUCACUGCCGUCGGUGAAACUUUUAUGGGUAAUAUUAGUAAUAAAAUAUCAAAUUUUAAUAUAUUAUUAGAUGACUGCUGUGAACGGUCUAAAGUUAAUAAAACAUUAGAUAAAUUACCUUAUAGUAAACUUAAUAAUAUCGAUAACUUCGAUUCCUUACUUCAUGCUAGUAAACACUUAAAUUCCUUCGAAAAAGAAUUAAAUAAAUUAGAGAAUCCAUCUCAUUUUGAAACUUAUGGAAUGCAUUACUUAUCUCUGAGCUACAUAACUAGCAUCUUAGUGAUACUGUAUCUUUUAUAUAAAUAUAGAAAUGUUUUUUGUAAGAAACCAGCAUCUUGCUGUAUUCAAAUUUAUAAUCAAUGUAAUAAUACGAAAAAUAUAAGAAAUGCUAAUCCUAAAAUGGUCAUCUGUCAAACUGAAGAUGAACCUCAAGACUACAAUUCUGAGAUUGAGACAAAUGAUUUGCCCACUCCUUUGAAACGAAAUAUUAUGAUUAGUAAAUCUCAUGAUUCGUGAUUCAAUUUUCUAUAUUUUAAUACUAUUCUAAUUGUAAUAUUAAUUUACUAUUCUAAUUAAUAAAUAUGUUCUAUGGGCAGUUUUAUUAUAUUAAUAAAUGUUAAAACACUUAAAAUAUAGAUUUAAAUAUUGUAGUAAAUACCCAUGAUGAAUUUUUAAUUAAGACAAGAUAACGUAUGUAGAUGUUUUAUUAUUUUGAUUGUCAAUUUUAUAUUUAAGAUUAAUCUUUUUUAUUUUUAUCUUUGGUCGUUAUUAUAUUUCAGUUGAGGUCAAACGAGAAUCCAAUCAAUCCUUCCGGUCAGUUUUAUCUUAUUUAAAUCUCUCAUCACUUUAAAUGGUGAUGAUCGAUCUUAACGGGGGGGUUGUUAUAAUAUAAUUUCUAUUAGUUCUUAUUAAAAUGAAAAACGCAACAUAGACGUUUCCUAUCGCAUUGUCGUCAUGCAAUAGGAAACCGAGUCUUG
This is a messenger RNA of Diatraea saccharalis (sugarcane borer), 2174 nucleotides long. The record is from the annotation of a GenBank genome assembly. Lineage: Eukaryota; Metazoa; Arthropoda; Insecta; Lepidoptera; Crambidae.